GUUGUAUAGAUGAACUUGAAGCCGAAAGGGGAAAAGGUGUGCGAGUGUAGACUGUGCGGCGGCGGCGUUGAGGAUCGAGCGAGGGUAAGCGGGUCGGCAUUGGUAAGCGCGAUUAGCCGAAAACGCGCAGUCGCGCGUUGAUCCUGUCGGGUGGGAGGUGAUCAGCUGUGAGCACGCGAGGAACGAAAUGUUCGUCCUGCAAAGGUCUAUAUUAUCGACCAGUAGCAGAAAUUGUGCAGGAUCAUGGACCCGAGUUCUUCCAUCCUCGCAUCCUGCUGUCAAGGAUGUUCCACAAAGGGACAUCCACGAAGUAUCGGGAGAUGUCGUCCCGAUAAAUAUGGUGAAAGGCAUUGGUCAUCUACGGGAUCCACGACUUAAUAAGGGUUUGGCAUUUACUCUGCAAGAGAGGAUAUCCUUGGGUAUACACGGUCUGCAGCCUCCUAGAUUCAAAACUCAGGAAGAACAGCUGGCUCUGUGCAAGGCUUCGGUUAUGAAAUAUACCGAGGAUUUAAAUCGUUAUCUUUACCUUGUGGAACUUCAGGAGAGAAACGAGAGAUUAUUUUUCCGUCUGCUAAGUGAGAACAUUGAGCAAAUGAUGCCGAUUGUUUAUACGCCUACCGUGGGAUUAGCCUGUCAGAAGUUCGGCGUCAUUUAUCGCAGACCCCGUGGAUUAUUUAUUACAAUAUACGAUAAGGGCCACAUUUACGAGAUACUGAACAAUUGGCCUGAACAAGCGGUUCGUGCUAUUUGCGUAACGGAUGGAGAAAGGAUCCUUGGACUCGGUGAUCUGGGUGCUUGCGGUAUGGGAAUUCCCGUAGGAAAAUUGGCUCUCUACACAGCUCUAGCUGGAAUCAAGCCGCAUCAGUGUCUGCCAAUUACCAUCGACGUCGGCACUAACAACGAGCAACUCCGAAACGAUCCCCAUUACAUCGGUCUGAACAAACCGAGAAGUCAGGGCGGGGAGUACGACGAAUUGAUCGAUGAGUUUAUGGCUGCAUGCGUGAAGAAAUACGGUCAGAACGUUCUGAUCCAAUUCGAAGAUUUUGGCAACCACAACGCCUUCCGCUUCCUAGACAAGUACCGCGACAAAUAUUGCACGUUUAACGACGACAUACAAGGCACUGCCGCGGUUGCAGUCGCCGGGAUUUUAGCCUCGAAGAGAAUCACGAAGAAAAACAUGUCCGACAAUAGGUUCGUCUUUCUAGGCGCCGGCGAGGCUGCUAUCGGAAUAGCCGAUCUCUGCGUGAAAGCGAUGGAAGCAGACGGAUGCACGGAACAGCAGGCUCGCGAUAACAUUUGGAUGAUGGACAUUGAUGGCUUGCUCGUUAAAGACCGACCGGAAGGGAACCUUGAAGGUCACAAGGUCUGGUACGCGAAGAAUCACAAGGUGAUGAAGACGCUGAUCGACGUCGUGAAAGAGGUGAAACCGACCGUACUCAUAGGCGCGUCUGCAGCGGCGGGAGCGUUCACUCCUGAGGUGCUGAAGGAGAUGGCCAAGAACAAUGAGAGACCGUUGAUCUUUGCGCUGAGCAAUCCGACCAGCAAAGCAGAGUGCACUGCCCAACAAGCAUAUGAACACACGGAUGGAAGAUGCAUAUUUUCCUCGGGCUCUCCAUUCGGAGAGGUGAAGUACAAAGGGAAAAUUUACAAACCCGGACAAGGAAACAAUGCGUACAUAUUCCCUGGAAUCGCAUUGGGCGUUAUUGGAACCGGAGUGCAUCACAUCACUGAAGAUUUGUUCCUCAUUUCAGCUCAAGCGGUGGCUGAUCACGUGAAGGACGAAGAUCUUGCGAUGGGUAGUCUGUACCCACCGUUGGGCACUAUUCGCGAAUGUUCGAUAGACAUUGCCGUUAGAAUUGCCGACUAUGCUUACGCGAAAACUGGAUUGGCGAGCGAGUAUCCGGAACCUAAAGACAAACGACAGUUCAUUGUGAGUAAAAUGUAUGAUGCCAAUUAUGACAGUCCACUGCCAAACCUAUACGACUGGCCGGGUGACUAUGCUAAACCCCGUGUCUUACCAGAGCAAGAGACUGUAGAAAUCCGCCACGAUUUAAAACAUCUGUAGCGGGUUUCGCCGAGCGGGAUAUUCGGAGGCUAUCAUUAUUACCAUUAAUCUCUAAAAAAAAAAGAAACAUACAAAAAAAAAUUAUCGCUGUGUCCUGAAUUGAAAAUGUAAAACAGGUCGUGGCAGAUACAGGCAACAGUGCAGUUUAAAACAGUUUUAGCUAUUAUGACGUGUUGGCGAGUUUAAUGACAAGAUGACUACUAUAACGUGUGCACACACGUUUUAAGAUAUGUAUUGCGGAAUUUCGAUAAGUAUGUCUUGUAACGUGGACACGCCGGUAACUCUUCAGUAGAUUAUUAGAACGUCCUGGCGAACGUGUCGAGGAAAUUGACGUCGCCGACGGAGGCUCGUCGCCUGUCGAUAUACUUAUUUAUUGUUAAUUUAAUGUCGUGACUACACGUUGGAAUGGCGUACAGGUUUACCAAUGCUUGGAGACUAUUCAUUGAUUUCGACGCGGAUUUCGCUUCGCCUAGAACCACUUAUUUAUUUACACACCGUAUUAUAUCGCGUGCCAUGCUCCGCGAUUAAUCCUUGAAGCGAAGGAUACCGCGACGACCGGGUCCUUUCUUUUGAGAUUUCUUCGUAAAUCGAUGAAUAGUUGCUUUACAAGUGGUGUUCACGGAUUGCCCCAAGGGAAUCCCCUAAAAAAUCUUUCCCGCCUGGAGUCUCGUUUUCGAGACAAAUCAAGUUUGAAGUUCGUCGCGCGUGCAAAUUAAUGAAAGUUUCCAAAUCGGAUGUUUUCCAUCGAAAUCCAAUUUGCUGUCAAAUUAAAUCCGGAAUACAGGAAGCGCAUCGAACUCGAUCAAUAAAUUUGGUUCGCUCGUCUCGUUUAUUUACUACACACAAAGGUUCGCACAUGAACAAUCUAUCCGUGAACAGCACCGACUUGGUGAUUGUGCCUCAGCGACGUAUAAAAAGUAAUUUAUUGUAUUCUGUACUGUGCUAUUGUAUCGUCAAGUAACGUUUAGUAUAGUGUACGUAUCAAGUAAUCGUGCCGAGCAGAAUCGAUGGUUCAGAUUGACUCUUCUGUUCCACUGGAUGUAUUUACAUAAGGUUGCGGAAAUAGUUUCACUGUCUCUUCGACUUGAUUAACAAACGUGUUUUCUUAAAGAUUCGAAUCAGGACAGCCAGAGCAACGUUUUGGAAGUUGUAUUUUUUCUACUAUAUAAUUCUAAUUGCCGGACUUACUUUCUAAGCAUGUAAACGUACGGAAAGCGGAGGUUUUUUUAGCCGGAAGGUUCCUAUGUGUUGUGCGAGAUAGAAACUUCGAUCAGCAACAUCGAUUAGAUUGUAAUUACUGCCACGUCACGGAAUAUAUGGAAUUUACGGAGGGUGUACGAGCGAGAGUAAGAAAUAUAUGGAAAACGAAAUUAUUUACACACGGGUCUCGUUUCUCAGAAUUUGUUACUGGACGUAUUAAUUAUACUCUUAAGGCUAUGAAUAAAUGUUAAGUCAUGAUCGUUA
Messenger RNA from Megalopta genalis, 3529 nucleotides. The record is from RefSeq and is a predicted model, not a curated record. NCBI's taxonomy places the organism in Eukaryota, Metazoa, Arthropoda, Insecta, Hymenoptera, Halictidae.